Messenger RNA from Leptopilina heterotoma, 1199 nucleotides. RefSeq lists its product as uncharacterized. The transcript has 7 exons. NCBI's taxonomy places the organism in Eukaryota, Metazoa, Arthropoda, Insecta, Hymenoptera, Figitidae. The coding region runs from base 1 to 1161 and encodes 386 amino acids. The record is from RefSeq and is a predicted model, not a curated record.
AUGUUAGGUUAUUCGACACAAUUGUCAAAAUGGUCUCGUUAUAAUAAUAUUGAUCUCCUACAUUCAGUAAAACCACUAACAACAAAAUCACCAACAUCAUUAUCAACGACUAUUAAAAUUGAAGAUAAUAAUAAAGGAGUUGGAAUAGAAUUUUCAGAAAUACAACAACAACCAGGAAAAGAAUUAUCAAAACAAUUAAAAGAUUCAAGCACAGAAACUAUAAAUGGAGAAGAGAUAAAAAGAGAAGAGAUGGACAUGAAAAAAGGAAUUGAAAAAAUAAAUAGUGACGAAAAUAAAGAAAUGAAACUUGAAAUCAACAGGCAAUGUAAAAUAAUGGAAAAAAUAAAAGAAAAAAUAACCAGUUUGUAUGAGAAUGUUUCAAAAAUGAAUGCCAUGAUAAAUUCAAAAGUAGUAGAAGAGGAAAAAACAUUUAAUGAUACUAUUAACGUACAGAAUUCAUGUGCAAAAUUGUAUGAAGAAAUCCAAUUUUUAUUCUCUCACAAAUCAUUAAAAAGCAACAUCGAUGAAAAGGAAAAAUCUUCAAAAAAUUAUCACAUUUCUGGAAAUAACACAACAGAGGAUGCGUUUGACAAUCUUCCAGAGGAGUAUAAAAUUAAACUGGUUAAAAUGGAGGACAUUAUUCCACAUAACUUUAACUCACAAUUUUGCGAUGAUAUUAUGACAGAACUAUUCGGGGAAAAGGAAUUGCCAAAAGCUAAAUUUUGCAAAGUAGUGAAAUUGAUUGCUGAUAAAUUACAAGAGGCAGGAAAAACUGAUCCACAAUACAUUUUGUUAGCUGCGAUCGUUGGGUCUCGCAGAUUUCCUGGUCUAAGAGCGUCAAUUUCAUUAUCAAGUCAUAGGAGACUGGAGAUACGUUUGAAGCAGUGCUUAACCAAUAGAAAAAAAAGAGGAAAGGCUAGCAGUUCUAAAAACAAAACUUCAAUAGAAACCUGUGACGAAAAUUCUAACGAGACCUCGUUGGCUACUUUACAAUUACUAAUCGAGGAAUAUGGGAAAACAAAAAUCGAUAAAGUGAAAUUAAAGAAACUUCUUUCUGAAACUGGAAAUGAAAGGCAAAAGGAUUUAAAAAAAAUAAAAAAUUCCUCAGAAUUGCUUGACAAGUAUCCAAUAUUGCAGGACACUGAAUUUAUAGCCGUUUAAAGAUUUUUGUCAGUUGGCGCAUCAUUGAGGACAGGUGG